Peromyscus maniculatus bairdii (prairie deer mouse) is the source of this 4159-nucleotide messenger RNA. NCBI's taxonomy places the organism in Eukaryota, Metazoa, Chordata, Mammalia, Rodentia, Cricetidae. The record is from RefSeq and is a predicted model, not a curated record.
AACUUGGCUCGCGGGGGACGCCGGUGGGUCGCGCGGAGCGUGGGAUCGGCCCCGGAGGAGGGGGAAGGUCCGGGAGGAAGGCUGCAACUUUCCACCGAGUGCAGGCCCCUGCGUGACCCGGUCUCAGGGCGCUUUUCCUCCGGGCUCACGGAUCGGUGCAGACAGACUUAGCUGCGCGUCUCACGGACUUCCACGGCUCCCCCCUCGGUGACCCGUCGCUUGCAUCACUCCAGCCCCUCACUCUCCUUCGCCGAGGGGUGUGUUCUGUGCUCUCCGCUAAGGGGCCCCAGGAGCUAUGGAGCGCGCGGCAGGUCCGCUGCGAGCUGCCUUCUCCAGCCCGGUUCUCGAAAGCAAAGCCCCGGGGGCCCCGCUGGACUGUGCGGAGACUGACUGUGGUUCCCCGUCUCCUCGAGGGGAUGGGACCGGGGCUUCCCAUUCCGCGGCGGAGCUGCCCGCGUGCCCAGAGGAUGGUAUCCUGCCUGCCACCCCUCAUCUGAACCAGCUGCUCGCCCUCGGGGCCCUCCCUGCUGGUGCUGGCUCCGCGUUCGCGGCUCCGGGACAGCCCCGGGAAUCUGCCAGGUGGAUGUGGUGCGUAGCCGGAGCCAAGUUGAAGAGAGAACUUGAUGCCACCGCAACAGUAUUGGCAAACAGGCAAGAUGAGAGUGAACAGUCCAGAAAACGGCUCAUUGAGCAGAGCCGAGAAUUCAAGAAGAACACUCCAGAGGAUUUGCGCAAGCAGGUAGCACCACUGCUCAAGAGCUUCCAAGGGGAGAUUGAUGCACUGAGUAAAAGGAGCAAAGAAGCAGAGGCAGCCUUCUUGACUGUGUACAAGAGAUUAAUUGAUGUUCCAGAUCCUGUGCCAGCCCUGGACCUCGGGCAACAGCUGGAAAUAAAAGUGCAGCGUCUACACGACAUUGAAACAGAGAACCAGAAACUUAGGGAAACACUAGAAGAAUACAACAAGGAGUUUGCCGAAGUGAAAAAUCAAGAGGUUACGAUAAAAGCACUUAAGGAGAAAAUCCGAGAAUACGAGCAGACUCUGAAGAGCCAGGCCGAGACCAUUGCUCUGGAGAAGGAACAGAAGUUGCAAAAUGAUUUUGCAGAGAAGGAGAGGAAGCUGCAAGAGACCCAGAUGUCCACCACCUCAAAGCUGGAGGAAGCCGAGCACAGACUCCAGACUCUGCAAACAGCCCUGGAAAAAACUCGAACAGAAUUAUUUGACCUGAAAACCAAAUAUGAUGAAGAAACUACUGCAAAAGCUGAUGAGAUCGAGAUGAUCAUGACUGACCUCGAACGAGCCAACCAGAGGGCAGAGGUGGCACAGAGAGAGGCAGAGACUCUGAGGGAACAGCUCUCAUCGGCCAACCACUCUCUCCAGCUGGCCUCACAGAUCCAGAAGGCUCCGGAUGUGGAGCAGGCCAUAGAGGUGCUGACCCGAUCCAGCCUGGAAGUAGAGUUGGCUGCCAAAGAACGGGAGAUCGCCCAGCUGGUGGAAGAUGUGCAGCGACUCCAGGCCAGCCUCACCAAACUGCGGGAGAAUUCGGCCAGCCAGAUCUCACAGCUGGAGCAGCAGCUGAGCGCCAAGAAUAGCACACUCAAACAACUGGAAGAAAAACUCAAAGGCCAGGCUGACUAUGAAGAGGUGAAGAAAGAGCUGAACACCCUGAAGUCCAUGGAGUUUGCGCCAUCGGAAGGAGCAGGGACGCAGGACUCUACCAAGCCCCUGGAGGUUUUACUCCUGGAGAAGAACCGCUCGCUGCAGUCUGAGAAUGCCACGCUGCGCAUCUCCAACAGUGACCUGAGCGGUCCUUACAGCACAAACUCCAUAUCUUCCCCAAGUCCAUUACAACCAAGCCCAGACGUAAAUGGCAUGGCCCCAUCUCCCAGCCAAUCAGAAAGCGCUGGGAGCGUCUCAGAGGGCGAGGAAAUUGAUACAGCAGAAAUCGCCCGGCAGGUCAAAGAACAGCUGAUCAAGCACAACAUCGGACAGCGCAUCUUUGGACACUAUGUCCUGGGACUGUCUCAAGGGUCUGUGAGUGAGAUUCUGGCCCGGCCGAAGCCCUGGAGUAAGCUGACUGUCCGCGGCAAGGAGCCAUUCCACAAAAUGAAGCAGUUCUUGUCUGAUGAGCAGAACAUCCUGGCACUUCGUAGCAUCCAAGGCAGACAGAGAGAGAAUCCAGGCCAGAGCCUGAACAGACUCUUUCAGGAAGUACCGAAACGAAGAAAUGGGUCUGAAGGUAACAUCACUACCCGGAUCCGAGCAUCCGAGACUGGUUCUGAUGAAGCAAUCAAGUCCAUCCUGGAACAAGCCAAGAGGGAACUCCAAGUGCAGAAAACCGCUGAACCAGUCCAGCCAUCUUCCGCAUCCAGCAGUGGGAACUCUGAUGACGCCAUCCGCUCCAUCCUACAGCAGGCCCGCCGGGAAAUGGAGGCCCAGCAGGCUGCCCUUGACCCUGCCUUAAAGCCAGCACCACUGUCCCAGCCUGACCUCGCCAUCCUCACGCCCAAGCUCCUGUCUGCCUCGCCCAUGUCUACUGUGUCCACUUACUCCCCUCUCGCCGUCCCCCUGAAGAAGACCCCCGCAGCACCUGAGGCCAGUACCUCCGCCUUGCUCAGUGCCCCAGCCCUCAAAAAAGAGGCUCAGGAUGCACCCAGCCUGGACCCACCAGGAUCAACUGAUGCUGCCCAGGGGGUGCUGAGGCAGGUGAAGAGUGAGCUGGUCCGAGGCAGCACCUGGAAGGAUCCCUGGUGGAGCCCUAUCCAGCCUGAAAGAAGAAAUCUCACCUCUUCCGAGGAGACCAAGGCGGACGAAGCAGCCGCAAGCGGGAAGGAAAAGGCGAGCAGCAGCCAGCCUCGGGCAGAGCGCGGCCAGCUUCAGGGACCCUCGUCAGCAGCAGAGUACUGGAAGGAGUGGCCCAGCGCUGAGUCGCCCUACUCCCAGAGCUCAGAGCUGAGCCUGACUGGAGCCAGCCGCAGUGAGACCCCCCAGAACAGCCCUCUGCCCUCCUCCCCCAUCGUGCCCAUGGCAAAGCCAGCAAAGCCCUCAGUGCCCCCCCUGACUCCUGAGCAGUACGAGGUCUACAUGUAUCAGGAAGUGGACACCAUUGAGCUCACCCGGCAGGUCAAAGAGAAGCUGGCCAAGAAUGGCAUUUGCCAGAGGAUCUUCGGGGAGAAGGUUCUGGGCCUGUCCCAGGGCAGUGUCAGCGACAUGCUCUCAAGGCCAAAGCCAUGGAGCAAACUGACCCAGAAAGGCCGAGAACCCUUCAUCCGGAUGCAGCUCUGGCUGAAUGGAGAGCUAGGCCAGGGUGUCCUGCCUGUGCAAGGGCAGCAACAAGGGCCAGCCCUCCACUCAGUGGCGUCUCUGCAGGACCCCCUCCAGCAGGGCUGUGUGAGCUCAGAAAGCACUCCAAAGACCUCUGCCAGCUGCAGCCCUGCCCCUGAGUCCCCAAUGAGCUCCAGCGAAUCUGUGAAGAGUCUCACCGAGCUGGUCCAGCAGCCCUGUCCCACCAUUGAGACCAGUAAAGAAGGCAAACCACCAGAACCCAGCGACCCACCCGCCUCAGACUCCCAACCCACAACACCGCUGCCUCUCUCUGGACACUCAGCCCUCAGCAUCCAAGAAUUAGUAGCCAUGUCUCCCGAGCUGGACACCUACGGCAUAACCAAGAGGGUCAAAGAGGUGCUGACGGACAACAACCUCGGUCAGCGUUUAUUUGGGGAGACCAUCCUGGGGCUCACCCAGGGCUCUGUCUCCGACCUCCUUGCCCGCCCAAAGCCCUGGCACAAGCUCAGUCUGAAAGGCAGAGAGCCCUUUGUCCGCAUGCAGCUGUGGCUGAAUGACCCCAACAACGUGGAGAAGCUGAUGGACAUGAAGCGGAUGGAGAAGAAAGCCUACAUGAAGCGGCGGCACAGCUCUGUCAGUGACAGCCAGCCCUGUGAACCCCCCUCGGUGGGCAUCGACUACAGCCAGGGCGCCAGCCCCCAGCCACAACACCAGCUGAAGAAGCCCCGGGUGGUGCUGGCUCCCGAGGAGAAGGAAGCGCUGAAGCGAGCCUAUCAGCAGAAGCCAUACCCGUCACCAAAAACGAUCGAGGAGCUUGCCACACAACUCAACCUGAAGACCAGCACCGUCAUCAACUGGUUCCAUAAUUACAGGUAG